Molecule: messenger RNA, 2376 nt
Organism: Aspergillus wentii DTO 134E9
Lineage: Eukaryota; Fungi; Ascomycota; Eurotiomycetes; Eurotiales; Aspergillaceae
Gene: sip5
Product: Sip5p
Exons: 2
Coding region: 1-2376 (791 amino acids)
Cellular component (GO): cytoplasm
Source: RefSeq, a predicted model, not a curated record
AUGGGCAAUUUACAGACAAAAGAGGCGCGCCCGUCUCUUGCUACAUCAAACCGUCGACAUGGGAGAUCGCCGUACAGCGACCGUCACCACUCAGAGGGUUCCCGGUCCACCCGAGGCAGUCGGCCUGAUCUCUCCAUCCUCGGAAUAGGCGGCAGUCAUGAACGAGAUGUUGAGAGCCUCGAACGUCGACGAGAGAACAAACAGGAGCGGGAAGCCCGCCGCUUGGAGCGAGAAAGGACAGCGAGGAUCAAGGAGCGCGAGCGUAGCAUGAAGGAAGAACAUGUUGAUGGGGGUUAUCUGGUUACGCAAGGUGUUUAUGUCGGGGUGGAGGACUUCAACAAAGCGGUGGUCCGGCAACUGAUGAUCGAACGAAGGUUGGCCCCAUUCUGGAGAGGUCUCAACGACUUUUCAGAUUCUUGGACAGAGCAUCAGCUCAUGGCCGCUGCGCGAGGCUUAUCGAUACCACCGCCAGAUGAAAUUCCUCCGGAGUUGGAAUACAAGAACCCCCCGAAGACAACAGAAGAUACGAAAGAAUCGUCCGACGCGAGAAACGUACACCAACAUUUGAUGGUUCCAAUCACUUCGAGGUCGCAAUCCUGCAAUUCGGAUACGUCCCAGACGUCUUCCCUGCCUUCUCCUACCUCUCCCAUUGCUUCCGGUACGUCGAGCUCGCCAUUAUUCCGGACCCGGGCAAAGACGCUUGCCGCUCUUACUUCGUCUAAGUCUGGUUCUCAAUCGGACUUGGGCCCGCGCGAGUUACAGCUCCCUCGCGAUCCAUUUAUCAACGGACAGCCCGUUGAAGCAUACCUUUAUAAGGAUUCGUCCGAGUGUCCCAUUUGCUUCCUCUACUAUCCUCCUUACUUAAAUCACACCCGAUGCUGUGACCAGCCGAUCUGUUCCGAAUGUUUCGUACAAAUUAAACGCCCCGAGCCUCAUCCUCCAGAACAUGGGGAUGCGGAUCCAACGGCCGCUCCAACUCCAGCACCAGAAGGCGAGCAUGCAGAUUCCGCAGAUUGCCAACUCGUGUCGGAGGCUGCAGCCUGCCCCUUUUGUGUCCAGCCUGAAUUCGGUGUCACAUACACACCUCCGGCUUUCCGCCGCGGUUUGACCUACGCCCUGGACCCGAGCGGUCGCCCGGCUAAUGUGACAUCCCCCGUAUCAUCCAGUUCAUCGCUCUCCUCUGGAAACCCUGCAGCACUGACAGGUCGCCGGCGUGCUACAUCACUAUCCGCUUCCGAUCCAACAGUCGUUACCACUGAUAGGGUCCGUCCAGACUGGGCACAGAAGCUGGCUAAUGCCCGUGCACAUGCUGCGCGCAGGUCGGCAGCAGCUACUGCACUUCACACUGCAGCGUACCUGAUGAACUCCAACGGAACCGGGAGCGAUUCCCGGAAUUUCAGUCUUGGCAGGAGAGGCAUGAGAAGAUCAAAUGCGCCAGAACCUCAGAGCAAUGCUCGAGGCUCCCCGGCGUUGCAAGCUCUUGCGUUCUUAACUGAUAGACGUGUACCUGAGCAGGAGGCUGAGUCCCCCGAAGAAGAAUCGGGGAAUCUGGCGCCAGCUCGAGGCAGUUCGAGGCGCAAUAGAAUCGACGACUUGGAGGAAAUGAUGAUGAUGGAGGCUAUCCGACUCAGUUUAGCCAGCGAAGAAGACCGGCUUAAGAGAGAAGAGAAGGAAGCGAAGAAGGAUGCCAAAAAGCGAGAGAAGGACGCGAAGAAGGCGGAAAAGUCAAUGCGAAAGAAUGGGUUGUAUAGCAAUAAUGGCAGCACCUCUGCUCUUGAUACCAAUCCAGAUGGUCGAUUGGCCAGGGUUGCCAGUAACUCUUCAUCCCUGGAAGACUCCUCCGUUGCAGGGAAAGGGAAGGAGGUAGACCGUGCGUCGCCCUCUGCGCCGACAAUUACUGAAGAUACAAGCUCUGGUGCAACUUCCAGCAGUGCAAAUCCCACCUCUUCAGAUCCAAACCAGCUCUUGCCCUCCGUCGUCCAAGCUCCGCCCAUAGAGCCGUCGAAGCGGUCCCAUCUACGGCACAUGUCGAGCGCAUCCUCGUCCUUGUCAUCGCUUGUGGAAUCUACGUCCGAAGACCACAUUGGUGCAACUAAUGGGAACCAUUCUUCCACCGAGCCAAUGUUCAAUUUCCGGAGCCUGGCUGCCGUGAUUGGGGAUGAGGACAAAGGAGACGAGUCCGCCGAGCAUGUCGAGCACACAGCCCCGAAGCCCGUUGCAGAGAGCUCUGCCUCAAAUGCCACUCCUGCGGAUUCCAGCGCGACCGCGGCCGUGGAGCCGAGCGUGGUGCUGCCAGAGAGCCUGAUGCCCAAGGAGCUGGAAACCCGAUCGGUUGAGAUCACCAACACCAACCCAAACACGCGGGCAACAUCUUGA